UAUUUUCCAUCUAAUAAUUUAUCGCACGCGUGGUAUUUUCCAUCCAAAACUUCAUGUCGCUUUGGCGCACCUUCACCCAUCUCUCGGUUCCUAGCCGUGAUAGGGUUUCUCGCCGGCGGAGAUAUUACGAGCAGUUCCUCGAUCGAAAUUCCUCCUAGCGUUUCCAUUAUCUAGUGUUGUUCUCGGUUCGAAUUGGACUUAUAGCGGGAGCGUUCUGGUUAUUCUGCCCCUUGACAAUGGAGAGCAAGCAAGAUCCGGUUGCGGCUGGAAAAGGUUCCUUUGACCUGUUCAAUCUCUCGUCUAGAUGGGCUUCGGCGUGGGCAGAGUCCUCUUCGGCAGCGAAGACGGACGAGGAGGAGCCGUCGUACCUCAAUACCUUUAACAGUUCCGGCAUGUUCCAAAUGGUGUCCAUGGACAAGAUGUCGGUGCAGUAUGUUGGAAGUCCUCAACACUUCUAUGAUGUCGGAGCCGUGCAGGCCAACUGCCCGGCACCAACCAGGAGGAUCGCUUACUACUUCGAAAUGACUGUCAAGAACGCCGGGCAAAAGGGCCAAAUAGCCAUCGGCUUCACCACUAAAGAGUUCAACCUCCGAAGGAAACCUGGAUGGGAAGCUAAUAGUUGUGGGUAUCAUGGGGAUGAUGGAUAUCUUUACCAUGGGCAAGAAAAAGGAGAACCAUUUGGCCCAAAAUAUACAUCUGAUGAUACUGUAGGUGCUGGAAUUAAUUACUCUACACAGGAAUUUUUCUUCACGAAAAAUGGAGAACUUGUUGGAACCGUCUGUAAGGAUAUCAAAGGUCUUUUGUACCCAACAAUUGCUGUUCACGGAACAAAUGAAGAGGUGACCGUAAAUUUUGGGAAGCAACCAUAUCGUUUUGACAUUGAGGUAUUUAUACUGAAGGAGAAACUAAAACAAGAAGAGUUAAUUGACAAAUUAACAUUAUCACCUAAUGUUAGUCAUUGGAUUGUUCGUUCUUAUUUGCUGCACUAUGGUUACCAAGAUACUGUAAAUUCAUUUGACGUUGAGAGUGGAAUCAUGUCUCCACACAUUCCUACACCACAGGAGAAUGGUUUCCAUGAACAGGGAGAUGCUUAUGAAUUAAGCAACAGAAAGAUAUUGCGGCAGUUCAUUAUGAAUGGGGAUAUUGAUUCCGUAUUUCGUAGCCUUCAUGAGUGGCAUCCUCAGAUUAUGCAGAUUGAUACAUCAGUGAUUUGUUUCUUACUUCAUUCCCAAAGGUUCAUUGAAUACAUUCGGGCAGGGCAGCUUAUGGAGGCUGUAAAGUAUGCUCGUGCAGAGUUGAGCAAGUUUUUUACAAUCAAGCCCUUAGAUGACCUGCUUGAGGAUGUGAUUGCACUGCUGGCCUAUGAAGAUCCUUCAAAAUCUUGCGUUGGGCAUCUCCUUCAUUCAGGGCAGCGAGAGUUCGUCGCGGAUGCUGUAAAUGCUAUGGUUUUAGCCACAAGCCCUGGCUCAAAAAGAACCGAAGACUGGGCAUUCUCUCGCCUUGAGAAGUUACUGAAGCAACUCACUCAGUGCUCCUUGGAAAGACGGGCACUUUAUGGUGAACAAGGAGAGGUUUUUGAUGUGCACAAAGUAGUGCACACCAGGAGAUCAAUUGUAUAGAUAGAUUAUGUGUAGAUUUAUAUACCAUGAAUAAUAUUUACACAUGGAAUGAGUUUCCAUUGUCUGUACUCUUGCGAAGUUUUUGAUGAUAUUUGGGAGGUAAUUUUCUUUGAAAU
Molecule: messenger RNA, 1735 nt
Organism: Dendrobium catenatum
Lineage: Eukaryota; Viridiplantae; Streptophyta; Magnoliopsida; Asparagales; Orchidaceae
Product: ran-binding protein M homolog
Exons: 10
Coding region: 237-1619 (460 amino acids)
Biological process (GO): cell surface receptor signaling pathway; cytoskeleton organization
Cellular component (GO): cytoplasm
Molecular function (GO): protein binding
Source: RefSeq, a predicted model, not a curated record